AUGUGGCUGGCCGGCGCCUCCUUGACAGUUUCACUGAUCAUCGCCACAGUUGGUUUGGUGGAGCCAGGGCUACUGUGCCCGCAUCAAGGUCUCCUACCUGAUACCAUGGUCAGCCCACCAGGUACGAAUGUUACCCUGCCCUGCCUAGAGGGGGAGCUAGAGAACACCACCAAUGUCCAGUGGAGGUUCAAUGGACGGAAUAUAAGUUCGGAUUGCGGAAGGCUGGUGUUGGAAGGGCCCCGUCUUUUCCUGCCAUCGGUCUAUUACAACAAUUCAGGCUUAUACACUUGCCAUGCCGGUGGCCGCAUCCUCCGCUCUGUGCGCCUGCUGGUGGAAGAGCCUCCGGAGGUGCCCGAUUUCACCUGCUUCCGCAGGAGUUUCACCAAGGAUAUCCUGUGCGAGUGGAAGCCCUCCCGCCAGCUGUGUUCUCGCACCAAAGCCAAAUUCUGGGUGGGAAAGGGGCUCAUGGGAGGAAACCACACAGAACACCAAUGCCGUUAUUACAGUAAAUCCCAGAAAUUUACUUGUCGCAUCGCAAUGACUCACUAUGAUGAGGACAUCACCCUACGGGUGACCAUGUGUGUCACAAACGCAGCGGGCACCGCUACGAGUGAGCAGAAAUACUACAGAACCAGCAAUCUGGUGAAGCCAGACCCUCCGGAGAAUGUCCAGGUGAUGCCCGUGGAGAAGGCCCCCCGCAAACUUCUGGUGACCUGGCGUUACCCCUCCUCUUGGGGCUCCAAGAUCUACCACCUCCGGUUCCAGCUCCGCUACCGAGCAGACAUUUCACAGACGUACUCAGAGGUUGAGCUUCCGUUGGAGAUGACUUCUCACGUGAUCCACGAUGCCUUGCAAAACCUCCCCCACAGGGUUCAAGUGCGAGCCCACGAAGAAUUCGACUACGGAACCUGGAGUGAGUGGAGCCGUGAAAGUACUGGGACACCCUGGACAGAACCCCCGGAGGCUGAGUCAGAAACGACAACUUCAGACAUCCCAAAGGUUACGGAUUAUUCUAACUUUGUCACCUCAAAUGUGUCCACGACGCCUGCAUUCCCCACUGAGUCAGAGCAGCCAGCUGCUGCUGCUGAUAUGGCUCUUCAUACAUUCCUCAUCCCAGCGGUAACUGUGAUCUUGGGUCUCGCUCUGGUGGUUGGCAUCAUCAUCCGGUAUCGGAAAAAAUGGUGGACGCCGUCAUCUGGCGAGGCGAAGGCCAAGGCCAUACCGUCCUAUUCCUUGGUUCUGCAGGGUUCGGGGGCCCCUUUGAGCUCCUCCCCUCUCCUGACCCCUCCCGCCUCCCCCUUCAGUGAGAGCUCCGUGGACAGUCCCCGAAUCCUGGAAAACAGUCCGUACGACGUUUCCAAUGCAGACUAUUUCUUGUUGCCCAGGUAGCCGGCAGGCAUUGGAUUAGAGGAUAUCGGACCCCACAGUGACAUUGGGCACAGGAGUUUCACACUGGAAAAUGCCACAGGAAACCAC
Heteronotia binoei (common prickly gecko) is the source of this 1476-nucleotide messenger RNA. RefSeq names its product interleukin 6 receptor (gene IL6R). Gene Ontology annotation, cellular component: membrane; external side of plasma membrane. The coding region runs from base 1 to 1389 and encodes 462 amino acids. Gene Ontology annotation, biological process: cytokine-mediated signaling pathway. The record is from RefSeq and is a predicted model, not a curated record. The transcript has 10 exons. Gene Ontology annotation, molecular function: protein binding; cytokine receptor activity. NCBI's taxonomy places the organism in Eukaryota, Metazoa, Chordata, Lepidosauria, Squamata, Gekkonidae.